Molecule: messenger RNA, 2067 nt
Organism: Pseudoliparis swirei
Lineage: Eukaryota; Metazoa; Chordata; Actinopteri; Perciformes; Liparidae
Gene: znf488
Product: PR domain containing 8
Exons: 4
Coding region: 51-1565 (504 amino acids)
Biological process (GO): regulation of DNA-templated transcription
Cellular component (GO): nucleus
Molecular function (GO): protein binding
Source: RefSeq, a predicted model, not a curated record
GUCACCGAGGUCCAUUGCACCUGCUGCAACUUGCUGCCAACGUCUUCCUCAUGUCCAGCGGUUUAACGAUGGAUCACACUUUCCUGCCUCGCUCCAUCUGGACCGGUGACAGUAAAUUCCUCCAGCAUCCGGCGGACCUCUACACCAGUGUGCUCGUUACGCGCAGCAUCCCUGCAGGCACGUGCUUCGGUCCAUGUGUGCUCCAAAACACCUUCUACGAGACCAUCGCCUUCAUAGCGCAGAAAUCAUGCGAUAAGAGAUCUAAAUCAUAUGUGUUCAGGGUGGACCCUGAGGCCAUGAGCAAUUCUGCGCUGGUUCUGUCCUGGCUGCGGCUCGUACAGGCUGCGCGCAAUGGAGAGGAGCAGAAUACAGAGGCCUUUUUGAAAGCGGGUCAACUGUAUGUGCGGACCAUCCGGGACAUCCGGCAGGAGGAAGAGCUGCUGGUGUGGUACGACCAGGAGCUGUCUCACCUACUGGGCUUCACAGACAUGAUGACCAGGGGCUCCAGUGAAGAGUUCAAAUGUGGAAGAUGUAACCAGGUUUUUGAGAACGAGAAUCCUUUCCUGGCUCACUGCCGAUUCCUGUGCACUCAAGUAAAGACUGACACCUGGAGCCGCGAGAUUUACGAGCACAAGCAUGUGGAAAUUAAGAGGCAACGUCGAGUGACAGAUUUCCACAACAUCGCCAGAGAUUUGGAACACAAAAAAUCUGGCAGCAACGAGGAUGCAGAGAUUUUCCCCAAGAGAAGGAAACACGAGGACUCUCUCUAUCUCAAAGGGCGGAAAACGGUUCUGUUGGAAAAAACUAAUAUGUCAAACGAUGACAAUAUUACACCGCUGAUGAAAGGCUACGACCAGUCAGCAGGAGAGGCAUCUUCCUCUGCGGGGAAACUGAAAGCUGAUAAGAUUAAACCGGAUCAUUUGGGAUAUAAGAACGAUGGCUUUACGCACGACAGAGAAAUGGAAACAAGGGAGAGCUCUGGUCUGCACUCAAGCAGCAGCAGUGCCUUUUCUCUGGUCCUGUCCAACAAUCGGGGGGAGCAGAAAAGCGCUUUCUGUAAACCAAGUAAAAGAACUUCACCUAUUGACCCCCAUGCGCAUAUCAUCAGUGCGUCAACAGCCCCCCCUCGCCGUCUCGAGGAGAUGCCUGAUUCCUUCACCUCCAGGACUCUUAUGGGAUACAACAAUUUGAUGGGGUCCAACCUCCUGAGCAGUGAGUUGCAUACCGUCCCUUCCCCGGUGGCAGUAAACAAUGCUUUCCAUUACGCACCGGAGCACUGGUCCAGGAGCAUUGGCGCUCAGUUGCAGAACACAUCUUCUCUCACGAUCCUUCCGCCGACGUUCACCUCAUUCGGCGUGUCUGUGCAGAACUGGUGCGCCAAAUGCAACCUGUCCUUCCGCAUGACCUCCGACCUCGUUUUCCACAUGCGCUCUCAUCACAAGAAGGAGUUCGCGGCGGAGUCCCACGUGAGGAGGAGGAGAGAGGAAAAACUCACCUGCCCGAUCUGCCACGAAUACUUCCGGGAGCGGCACCACCUGUCCAGACACAUGACUUCUCAUAACUGAGACAAGAAGGGACAACAGCCCGUACUUUAUUUCCUAAACGAUGCUCAUAUUUAACAGGGUUAGACUCCAUUCACGGUGAGACGUUGGUGUAUAACGGUGAAUGUAAAGAGCUGUAAAGAGAAUAGCGAAACGGACACCCAUGACCAUCAAAGACUGUCCGCUAGGUGGCGAUAGAGGGGUACGUUUACGCUGAGCUCACUCCGGGUUGGCGUCUUUCUCUUAGUCCUGUGUGUUAGAUUGAUGAUUAUUUUUGUGCCUUAUGGAACUCAGGAGGGAAGAAACACGGAGAGAUCUCGAGAACAGCUCAUGAUUGUCAUACAUAGAUGUGGAUUGAUUGUGUUUGCAGAUUGGUUUUGAAAUCUAAAAUGAUGAAAAUGAAACGUGUCGAGUGUUUUGUUGCAUCAUGUUGGCCGUCUGUUUUCCUGCUCCAACAGGCGGCGACUGAGACCAACUGUUCUCUUUCCCCUGUAUAUCGUUCAAUACAAGGAACAUCUAUAAAACA